Molecule: messenger RNA, 4640 nt
Organism: Salmo salar (Atlantic salmon)
Lineage: Eukaryota; Metazoa; Chordata; Actinopteri; Salmoniformes; Salmonidae
Product: indoleamine 2,3-dioxygenase 2
Biological process (GO): 'de novo' NAD+ biosynthetic process from L-tryptophan
Cellular component (GO): cytoplasm
Molecular function (GO): heme binding; metal ion binding; indoleamine 2,3-dioxygenase activity
Source: RefSeq, a predicted model, not a curated record
AUGAUAAAAGGGAUGUGUUCAAUAAUAAAGGGACAGAGAUACAGUAUAGAAAAACAAGCUCAGACACAGAUCACUCACAGGGGCUGACAUCCACGUGAAGCGAUCAUAACGUGCACACGAGACUGGAGAUAGAUAAGCAUAGAUACUGUACAGAACAGAGAAUGGGAGACGGAGAGAGAUUCCCCAGGUCAGCAAUGCAGAUUGACCUGGACUGUUUCUUUGUGUCUGAGGAGUUUGGAUUCAUCCUGGAGCAGCCAGCAACAGACCUUCCAGAUUACUACCGGGUAUGGAUGGGCUUGGCCAGCAACCUCACACCCCUCAUCCAAACACAUCAGCUGCGAGACCUGGUCAACGAGAUGCCCGUGCUGAGUCCCCAUCACCUAAAGGGCCAUCGGGAGCUGAGGCUGGCUCAUCUGGCCCUGGGCUUCAUCACCAUGGGGUAUGUCUGGCAGGAGGGGCAAAACCUGCCGGCCCAGACUCUACCAAAAUCCCUGGCUCUGCCCUACUGGCUCGUCUCCAAGAGACUCGGCCUGCCUCCCAUCCUGACCUAUGCAGACUCUGUUCUGGUCAACUGGAGACUCAAGGACCCUAUAGGGGACAUGGAAAUUGGGAACUUGGAAACACUGUUCUCAUUCCCUGGGGGAGAAAGCUGUAAAGGGUUCUUCCUGGUCUCUCUUUUGGUGGAGAGGGCUGCUAGCUCAGGGAUACAGGGGGCAUUUUCAGUGAUGAAUGCUGUGGUAACCUGUGACAUCAUCAGCAUACAGAAGGGCCUCUACAAAGUGGGCCAGUCUCUGAGGAAGAUGAAGGAAAUAUUUGAGCUCAUGCACAGGUACGUGGACCCCACUGCAUUCCAUGGAACUCUGAGAAUCUUCUUCUCAGGAUGGAGGGAUAACCCCAUGCUUCCAGGAGGGCUGCUGUAUGAGGGUGUGGUUGAGGAGCCGAUGAUGCUGUCAGGAGGAAGUGCUGCCCAGAGUUCCUCCAUUCAGUGCUUUGAUGUGCUACUGGGCAUCUGUCAUGACGACCAUGCAGCAUCUUUCCUGAAGCGCAUGCGGGAGUACAUGCUCCCCUCCCACCGCCAGCUGAUAGAGACUCUGUCUGGCUGUCCCCCUCUACGUGACUUUAUUCUAUCCUGCUCCAGCCCCUCUCUCUGCAUCAACUAUGACUCCUGUGUGUCUGCCCUGGUGAACCUGCGGAGUUACCACCUCUCCGCCGUGACCCGAUACAUCACUGUACCUGGUCACCGCGCCCGUACCAUGCGCUGUCCACUCAACGGCGUCGGCUCAGCGUUGGAUGAAACCGGCACCGGAGGGUCCAGCCCACUGCCCUUCCUGAAGAGCAUCCGUGAUGCCACUCAGAGAGCACUGAUCUCACAGACCCGACUCACAUCACAGAGUCAAUGCUGAUAUAGAUCACCAUCUUUUGGUUACUUAUACAGCAUAUGUUCCAUCAACAUGGUGUUGUAUCAAACUGUCGCUGCUCUGCAAUUCACAUAGUAUACCAUAGAAUAAUUUCAGCACACCUUUCAUAAUUUUGUUGGUUGUAUAUACAGUAUAUAUCAUUAUGCUUGACUAUAAUAUUUGUGAUUUCUAAACUUCAGUUUUCUUGCUGUGGCAAACACUACAUAAUUAUUGUAAAUAAUACUCAAACUAGUUGAAAAUUGGGUUCUGGCGAGGGCCGGCCCACUUCCAACACUGCCUAGUGCGUUUUAGUUUGAUGAUCUAUUUGACUAGGAAUAACCAAGCAAAUAAUGUAGAGCAGGGGUGUCAAAGUCAUUCCAUGGAGGGCCGAGUAACUGCAGGGUUUUUCUCUUCUUUCAAUUAAGAUCUAGACAACCAGGUGAGGGGAGUUCCUUAGUAAUUAGUGACCUUAAUUCAUCAAUCAAGUACAAGGGAGGAGCGAAAACCCACAGACACUCGGCCCUCCACAGAAUGAGCUUGACACGUGAUAUAGAGCUAUCAACUAAGCCAUCACAGCUAAGUGCUUUAUAUGCCAGUUGUUUAUGAUCUAACAACACAACUUUAUGGUUGUGGAAAAUGUACAUCCCAAUCUCCAUACUAGCAUACAAGACAAAUACAGAUGUAGGAUAUUCAUUUGAGCCAGUUUCCUUCAGCAGGAAAAUAAUCCUGCAAGCAACAGGAAAUGUGAAUUAUUAUGUCGAAUACAUUUUGAUGAAGUUGAUACAUUUUUCUUUAGGGUGAAUCAAGUCUGACAUUUAAAGUGGAAAUUACAAACUUUUGAAUUCUUUCAAUUUUGCAUUUCCUGCUGUGCAUAAAAAUUCUCAGCAACAAAAAUAGUGAUCAAAUGAAGAUCCUACAUCUGUAUACGGUAUAUAGACAUCUUAAAACAUUGAUGCUUUGGUGAUAGUGGUGGUUUCUGUGAUAGGUAUUGAAUUGUAAAACACUUUGCCUUGUAACCUUCAUUGUGGAACUCCAACUCUACCCAAAGUAUAUCUUAAACCUGCCAGCAAUUGUAGCAGUUGUAGCCUUGUAGCUCAGUUGGUAGAGCAUGGUGUUUGCAUGGUGUUUGCAACGCCAGGGUUGUGGGUUCGAUUCCCACGGGGGGCCAGCACAGAAAAAGAAAUUAUGAAAUGUAUGCAUUCACUACUGUAAGUCGCUCUGGAUAAGAGUGUCUGCUAAAUGACUAAAAAUGUAAAUGUAAGCAGUUAUAGGGUUCAUGGUUUAAAGGAUUCUAUGCUUGAGUAGGAACCCUCAGACAUGAAGUGUGAUGUUGGCUGGCUUACAGUAGAUAAACCACAUGGACUUACCAGCCAUGCUUUUGUAUGGGGUCUCAAAUGGCCCAAAAACAUGAUGGUUGUUCACUGAUGUCUUUUAUGGUUAUCUGUCUGUAGUAGUGGCCACAGUACUGGGUCGGGUUGGUAAAAGGGAUUGAAAGUGGAUGGUCCUGUGAUGUGCACAGGACACUUAACAUGAAAGGACCUCGCUGAUGCCAUAGCAAAUCCUUCACUGAUGUGGUAAACUGCAGUAGGCUACAUGCCUCAGCAUUGCCUCACAUUUCAACUUGAAACAUCAGUAUGCAGUUUGAGAGGGCUCCCUUAUCAAGUAGCUUUUAUGACUAGAUAUCCCAAUAGUGGAUAGAGUAAGUAUUGGCAGAAAUGCCAUCCUCGCCUGGCUUUAACCACCAUGGGGAUGUGGAUAAUGAGAAGGCCCUUACAUUGUUCUAUAAAGGGAGAUUUUCUAUUCCAUCAAAUUUUUCCUGGAAAGUUGACACGUACAAAAGCACAGUUAAACUCAUACACUAUAAAUAUCCUUAGGGACCUGAGCCACAGAUCCUUAGGCAGCUGAGCCACUGAGCUUGCGUCAAUUAUCCAACCUAUUUCACCAUAGUAACCGUGGUUUCACUGUAGCUCGGGGACAUUGCUCCACAACCCGGAAGUGAGGGAUGAAGCAAUAUAGGGAGGGAGGUAGAGAGAGGGAAAUUACACCGUUGAAUUCAGGUGUCCAAGCAGACAGUAUCUUGGCAGCAGGUGGCAGGCUGGAAACUGUCAAACCUCAGGGCACGCCAGUAGUGUCCCUGCCAGAGAGUGAGCCAAUCACAUUUAGAGAAAGAGAGGGCGAAAGAGUUCUGAGAGUGACUGGGCAGACCUCUACACAAUCCUACACUGCAGCUGAGCCCUGGUCAUAGUACAAGUAUUUCUCAACAAGACAGGGAAGAGAGCAUAGAUUAAGAAAUGUACUGUACCAUGCUGAUGUACCUACCGGUUCUCAGAUGGUCCAACUUUUUAUGUUGCAUCAAUAUUGCUUUGUAUGAAAUUGUCGCUGCCCUGCAAUUCACAUAGUAUACCACAGAAUAAUUUCAGCACACCUUUCAUAAUUAUAUUGGUUUUAUUGAAAAUGCAUUUUGUGUGAGGUAAAAACAGUACAAAAUGCAUAAUAUUGCACAUGAUCAAUGAAUUGCACUUCCUUAAGGUAUCGCUAUGUGUCUGUCUUUCACUAUGCUACAGCCAAUUAAUGAAAGACUUGGUAACCCAGUCGACAAGAACAGAUGUGUGAUUGAAUCACAUGAUGUCUGUGUGACAUUUUUAAUGUGAGAUUGAAAUGAUUGUCCAUAAACUAAUGGUGCAGUAAGUGGAUCGUUUUAGUGGCUACAUCAACUGAAUCUCUCUGCUACCAAAGUCACUAUUUAUCACUGGUCUAGAAAUAUAAAGAUUGCAAGUUCAGUGCAUGGAUUGCUUUUCCUGGGUGGUGAGUUGAUUUCACCCCUAACAUAAUCAUAUAGGAGAUGGUAAUCAAAGGCGUUUGGUGCUGAUCGGUGUUGAUCAAAACGAUUGGUGAGUUGCAGAAUUAUAGCAUCAUGUGACUGACCAUGUGGUCUGUGAUGAGGAUCAAUUGAGCCAAGUGUGUUAGAAUGUGAAAUACAUAUCGCAGAGAGAAUAGUGAUGAAUUUCAUAAUGUCUUUACAGUACAUUUCCUUGCUGUGGGUGAGAAUAAGUUAGUGCGAUGUUAGCCAGUACGUAAGUUAAAGACACGGAAAGCUUUAUGCAUGUGACAUGAUAAAGAAGUUGCAAAAUAUGCUGAUAUUCAAGAAAAGCAUUUAAGGUAUUUUUUUUAUAAAAUAGUCUGCUGCAGGUUGAAUAACACAGUAAUAAAACAUAUCAAUAUACUUUAAUAUGUUAAAAAUAA